This is a messenger RNA of Manihot esculenta (cassava), 5192 nucleotides long. RefSeq names its product ABC transporter C family member 4. The transcript is spliced from 12 exons. The record is from RefSeq and is a predicted model, not a curated record. Gene Ontology annotation, molecular function: ABC-type transporter activity; ATP binding; ATP hydrolysis activity. Lineage: Eukaryota; Viridiplantae; Streptophyta; Magnoliopsida; Malpighiales; Euphorbiaceae. Gene Ontology annotation, biological process: transmembrane transport. Gene Ontology annotation, cellular component: vacuolar membrane; plant-type vacuole. The coding region runs from base 446 to 4966 and encodes 1506 amino acids.
UUUUUAUAGUAUAUGCUCUUUUUGUCGGGUGCUAAUUAAUGAACUUGAUUUCCAUUCCCCAGACAGUUGGCUUCCCUUUCAAGAAGAAAGCUACUUGUUUAUUUUUCUCGGUACAAAUUUAGAGAUUUUUUACAUGUUUUGAUUUACUUCAUGAAGUAAAACUAUAUAAUUCAUGCCGUUUUAUUCAUAAAAAAAAGAAGUAACUAGAGUAUAUUUUAAGCAUUUUACUUGCAGACUGCUGCAUAUAUUGUACGUUCUGCUCUUGAAACUUGAAAAGUGAGAACUACUUUGAGUUUUGUGAGGACUCCAUAGCUUUGAUAUUUUUUUCCCUUUCUUCUUGCUUCAUUUUGGGUUCUAUAAAGAAAUACUAGAUGCUUGAAAAGACAGCAAGAGGGAGGAGAUUGAUCAGAACCCCAAAGUGCUGCAUCUCUCGUCAACCUAAAACAUGUCUUCUUCACCAUGGAUUACCUCCCUCUCUUGCUCAAGCUCUGUCAUUCAAUCCUCUGGGGAAGCAUCCCUUCCAUUGAUAUUUCAAUGGUUAAGGUUCAUAUUUCUCUCUCCUUGUCCUCAGAGAGCUCUGCUAUCUUCUGUUGAUAUUUUGUUCCUUCUUGUUCUCCUUGUGUUCCUGUGUCAGAAGCUCUUUUCUAGAUUCACCUUUAGUGGUCACUCCAGCUCUGACAUCGACAAGCCCCUUAUUGGAAACAACAGAGUUCAUAUUAUGACUACUAUCUGGUUUAAGCUCUCUUUGAUUGCAACUGCUCUGUUGGCUUUUGGUUAUACAGUUAUCUGCAUUCUAGCAUUAAGUGGAAGCACGCAAUUUCCAUGGAAGCUAGUUGCUGGGUUGUUUUGGUUAGUCCAAGCGAUAACUCAUGCAGCGAUUGCAAUCUUGAUCAUCCAUGAGAAGAGAUUCCAAGCUGUUACCCACCCAUUCUCUCUUCGAAUUUAUUGGGUCGCAAAUUUCAUCAUCAUUACUUUGUUUACGGCAUCUGGGAUCAUUCGUUUGGUUGCUCAAGAGACCAACCUCUUAGUGGAUGAUAUAGUUUCUGUAAUUUCUUUUCCUUUAUCGAUUCUUCUUCUUUCUGUGGCCAUCGAAGGAUCAACCGGGAUUACAGUAAAAAGAGAAACCGAACAAGUGAUAGACGAUGCAGAAACCAAAUUAUGUGAGACUCUUUCUGGUAAAUCCAACGUGAGUGCCUUCGCUACAGCUUCUCAUAUAUCUAAGGCCUUUUGGCUUUGGAUGAAUCCCCUGCUGAGCAAAGGCUACAAGUCUCCUCUCAAGUUAGCUGAUGUUCCAACUCUUUCACCGGAUCAUAGAGCAGAAAAAAUGUCUCUGCUUUUUGCUUCCAAUUGGCCUAAACCUCAUGAACAAUCUAAGCACCCUGUUAGGACAACAUUGUUGAGGUGCUUUCGGAAGGAAAUUGCCUUCACUGCUUCCCUUGCAAUUGUGCGGCUCUGUGUGAUGUAUGUUGGACCUAUUCUCAUCCAAAGUUUCGUGGAUUUUACUGCUGGGAAAAGAACCUCUCCGUAUGAAGGAUACUACCUUGUCCUGACACUCCUUGCUGCCAAAUUUGUUGAGGUCUUAAGUCUCCACCAAUUUAACUUCAACUCUCAGAAACUCGGAAUGCUUAUCAGGUCUACGCUCAUUACUUCUUUGUACAAGAAGGGCCUGAGAUUAUCCUGUUCUGCCCGUCAAGCUCAUGGUGUUGGACAAAUUGUGAAUUACAUGGCUGUUGAUGCCCAACAACUAUCUGAUAUGAUGCUACAGCUACAUUCUAUAUGGCUGAUGCCACUGCAAGUUGCUGUUGCAUUAGUGCUCUUGUACAAUGCACUUGGGGUUUCUGUGAUCGCUGCAUUAAUAGGAAUUAUUGGCGUUAUUGUCUUCGUGGUGUUUGGAACUCGAAGAAACAAUAGAUUCCAAUUCAAUGUGAUGAUAAAUCGUGACUCUAGAAUGAAAGCAACAAACGAGAUGCUUAAUUAUAUGCGUGUGAUAAAGUUCCAGGCAUGGGAAGAACACUUUAACAAAAGGAUCCUAAAUUUUAGAGAAUCAGAAUUUGGAUGGCUUUCCAAGUUUAUGUACUCAGUCUCUGGAAACAUUAUUGUGAUGUGGUGUACUCCAUUACUGAUAUCAUCAGUCACAUUUGGUGUUGCUCUCCUGUUGGGUGUGCCACUUGAUGCAGGGACAGUAUUCACAACAACAUCUAUAUUUAAAAUCUUGCAAGAGCCCAUCAGGAAUUUUCCACAGUCUAUGAUUUCACUUUCACAGGCAAUGGUAUCUCUUGACAGGUUGGAUCGUUACAUGUUGAGUAAGGAAUUGGAGGAGAAAUCGGUGGAAAGAGUAGAGGGUUGUGAUGGGAGAAUUGCUGUGGAGAUCAAAGAUGCCUGUUUUAAUUGGGAUGACGAAAAUGACGAUCUAGUUUUGAAAAAGAUAAAUUUGGAAAUCAAGAAAGGGGAACUUACUUCUAUUGUUGGGACUGUGGGAUCCGGGAAGUCCUCUCUUCUUGCCUCGAUUCUCGGUGAGAUGCACAAAAUUUCAGGAAAGGUCACGGUAUGUGGAACAACGGCCUAUGUUGCUCAAACCUCAUGGAUUCAAAAUGGAACCAUUCAAGAGAAUAUCUUAUUUGGUUUGCCAAUGGACAAGGAAAAAUACAAUGAAGUCAUAAGGGUUUGUUGCUUGGAGAAAGACUUGGAAAUGAUGGAUUAUGGAGAUCGAACUGAGAUUGGAGAGCGUGGCAUUAACCUCAGUGGUGGGCAGAAGCAGCGGAUACAACUUGCCAGGGCUGUCUAUCAGGACUGUGAUAUCUAUCUUCUUGAUGAUGUUUUCAGCGCUGUUGAUGCACAUACAGGAUCAGAUAUAUUUAAGGAGUGUGUCCGAGGAGCAUUGAAGGGCAAGACUAUUUUACUUGUGACCCACCAAGUUGACUUCUUGCAUAAUGUCGAUCUUAUCAUGGUCAUGCGUGAUGGAAUGAUAGUACAGGCAGGAAAGUAUAAUGAUCUAAUGGAGUCUGGCAUGGAUUUUGGAGCUCUAGUGGCUGCCCAUGAAACUGCUAUGGAACUUGUAGAAGAAGCUGGAGCCACAAUUCCUGGUGAAAGUUCUCCCAAUCCACCGAAGUCUCCUCAGGCCCCCUCCAGUGUUGGAGAAUCCAAUAGUGAAAACAAACACUUAGAUCAACCUAAGUCAGAUAAGGGGACGUCGAAACUCAUUGAAGAAGAAGAAAGAGAGACUGGUAAAGUGGGCCUGCAUGUGUACAAGCAAUACUGUACUGCAGCUUUUGGGUGGUGGGGUAUUGUAGCAGUAUUGUUCUUGUCCAUAAUAUGGCAAGCAUCUCUAAUGGCUGGUGAUUAUUGGUUGGCAUAUGAAACUUCAGAAGAACGGUCUAGAGUUUUCGAUCCUUCUCUGUUCAUUUCUAUCUAUACAAUUAUUGCAGCUGUUUCGGUGGUGCUGUUAACAGUGAGAUCAUUUUUCGUUACAAUCAUGGGGCUUCAGACAGCUCAAAUCUUCUUUACGGGUAUUCUUAACAGCAUCUUGCAUGCACCCAUGUCAUUUUUCGAUACCACGCCAUCAGGAAGAAUAUUAAGCCGGGCAUCAACAGAUCAAUCCAAUGUUGAUCUUUUCAUUCCCUUGAUUUUGGGCGUUACAGUUGCCAUGUACAUCACACUGCUCAGCAUCAUUAUUAUUACAUGUCAAUAUGCCUGGCCAACAGUUAUCUUAUUAAUUCCACUUUGCUGGCUGAACAUCUGGUACAGGGGAUAUUUUCUUGCAACAUCUCGAGAAUUAACUCGCCUUGACUCAAUCACCAAAGCUCCCAUUAUCCAUCAUUUCUCAGAAAGCAUCUCAGGAGUUAUGACAAUUCGCUCUUACAAUAAGCAGGAGAGUUUCUGUAAGGAAAAUGUUAACAGAGUUAAUGCCAACUUGCGUAUGGAUUUUCACAAUAAUGGAUCGAAUGAAUGGUUGGGCUUUCGUUUGGAACUCAUAGGAAGCUUCAUCCUCUGCUUGUCUGCUUUGUUCUUGACUGUGUUGCCCAGCAGUAUUAUAAGGCCAGAAAAUGUCGGUUUAUCUCUCUCCUAUGGAUUAUCCCUCAAUGGUGUGCUGUUCUGGGCCAUAUACAUGAGUUGCUUUGUGGAAAAUAGAAUGGUUUCUGUUGAGAGGAUUAAGCAAUUCACAAAUAUUCCAUCCGAAGCAGCAUGGAAAAUACAAGACCAGAUCCCUCCUCCAAGCUGGCCUGCCCAUGGCAAUGUUGAUCUGAAAGACUUGCAGGUUAAAUAUCGUCCAAACACUCCUCUGGUUCUGAAAGGGAUUACUCUUAGCUUUUAUGGAGGAGAGAAGAUUGGUAUUGUUGGACGUACAGGGAGUGGAAAAUCAACUUUGAUCCAAGUUUUCUUUAGGUUGGUGGAACCAACAGGAGGGAAAAUAAUCAUCGAUGGCAUAGACAUUUGUAGGCUAGGACUUCAUGAUCUUAGGUCUCGCUUUGGCAUAAUUCCCCAAGAACCUGUCCUUUUUGAAGGAACAGUGAGAAGCAACAUUGAUCCCAUUGGACAGCAUACAGAUGAAGACAUAUGGAAGAGUCUCGAACGCUGUCAACUAAAGGAUGUAGUGGCUGCAAAACCUGAGAAACUUGAUGCUCCUGUGGUUGACAAUGGCGAUAAUUGGAGUGUGGGUCAAAGACAGCUUCUCUGUCUAGGGAGAGUUAUGCUAAAGCGCAGUCGGCUGUUGUUUAUGGACGAGGCAACUGCUUCAGUUGAUUCAAAAACUGAUGGUGUAAUUCAGAAGAUUAUCCGGGAGGACUUUGCAGCCUGCACAAUCAUCAGCAUUGCUCACAGAAUACCCACAGUCAUGGACUGUGACAGGGUUUUAGUCAUAGAUGCCGGACGGGCAAAAGAAUUUGAUAAACCUUCUCGUUUACUUGAGAGGCCGUCACUCUUCGGAGCACUGGUUCAGGAAUACGCCAAUCGUUCAGCUGGAUUAUGACAAAGACCAGAUUUUAUUUUCCUACUGCUCAUCUUUUGAAGACCACAACUUGAUUUCUAGAAGAUAUCAGCUCCGCUAGUUUGGCAAAGAGCCUUCUCAUUUUGCCUAACUGUCUAAGGAGAGGACCCCUUUUUUUUUAGUAAUGAAAUGUACCAGAAAUUUGCAUCUAAGUAUUCAUCAAUUAGCAGAAUUGAUGGUUGUAAUUGAAAAUAUAUUAGCAUUUCUC